This is a messenger RNA of Magnolia sinica, 743 nucleotides long. RefSeq lists its product as uncharacterized. The transcript has 2 exons. The record is from RefSeq and is a predicted model, not a curated record. Bases 98 to 595 code for a protein of 165 amino acids. Lineage: Eukaryota; Viridiplantae; Streptophyta; Magnoliopsida; Magnoliales; Magnoliaceae.
UCUCCUCUUUCCUUCAUUUCCACCUCUACUUUCUUCUCCCCAAAGAGGGGGAAAACCAAGAAUCAUCUUCCUUUCUUCAUCAGAUGAAUUGAGAGAGAUGGGAAGCAACAAAGCAAUUGCACCACCACCACCAACCUCAGAAUGUUGUAUGUGCGGUGACUACGGUCUGUCUGACGAGCUCUUUCGAUGUACAAUCUGCCUAUCUAGAUCGCAACACCGAUAUUGCAGUGAUCUCUAUCCAAAAGCAGAGUCGUAUCGAUUGUGCAACUGGUGCUUGAAAGAAGAAGGUCGAAAGGCAAUGAAAGAAUCAGCGACAUGCAGUAAUAACAGUAGCAAUAGCUAUAAGAAUAGCAGCAGUAGUAAUGAGACAGGCAUGAAAUUGCAAAGGAGCUCCUUCUCAUUGCAUGUAAACAGCCCCAUCAAGAAGCAGAGAUCUCCAGACCGGUCUCUGCAAAAAAAGAACCUAACAGGUUGCACAGAGGAGUCAUUUAGACGGACGAGAUCGGAAGAUAUAUCCAACGUGAGGACGAGAUCAAAGCAAGUAUUUAGAGGUAAGGUUCGACGGUAUAAGCUCUUGGAGGAAGUUUCUAGCUAAGGUGAGUUGGGUUACAAGGUUAUACACUGUAUGAAGGUGUAUAUGCUUUUGUUAUGCUAGGGUUUUGUAUUAUGGGUUCCAAAGAUAAUGUAUACGCUUCUUCGAUACAAACAAAAUUAUUCUCCUCGUCCAAUGCCAUUUUCUUGAA